Molecule: messenger RNA, 390 nt
Organism: Cyphellophora attinorum
Lineage: Eukaryota; Fungi; Ascomycota; Eurotiomycetes; Chaetothyriales; Cyphellophoraceae
Exons: 1
Coding region: 1-390 (129 amino acids)
Source: RefSeq, a predicted model, not a curated record
AUGCAUUUCCCCAUUCCUGCCUUCCUUGGCGCACUGCUGCUGGCAGCAAGUGUGUCCGCCGGCCCCUUCCACUACUCAAAGUUUGACAAGUCGAUCGACGUACAGUCGACCUCAGAGACUUAUACGCGCCCCAGUCCUGCAGUCAUAGGCUUUCCUCCCGCCAAUACUGACUUCGAAGCAGGUGAGCAAGUAUACACCGCAGCCGUCAAGGCUAACUUCAACAUGCCGCGUGAUGUCGAGGAUCAGUCAAGCAACGAUCACGGUAAGGCCCGUAGGAAAAUACUGCUCGAUAAAAUUAUUCAGUAUGUCAAGUCUGGUAAGGGUUCGAAGACGAAUGCAGCGAUGUAUCAGGACGUUGGUGGCGAUCCCGGUGAUGGCACUUGGGGUUGA